ACUGAUAGCUUGAAACGAGAUUAAUCAUCAUUCCAGCUAUUCUUUUUUAUUUAUUAGGUUAAUGCCACUACUACUAUUAUUUUUUCAUAUUAAAAAUACAAUGAACUAUGUAGACAUAAAUUCAAAUGAGAUGCCAAAAAAAAUGUACCCAACCGACAAAGAGCAGACACGGACCACAUUUGAGACGAGAAGUCGGCGGAAACGGCUGGCGCAGGUCGCCGCCACAAUUGCUAGCGUGAUAUUACUCUUGUUGGCAGUUCUCGGUCUGGUAUACGGUAGCUUCUACCUCUACCGUCGAUAUGUGACAGAUGCAAAUGAUAAACGGGAUAAUGAUGAAUAUUUGCGAAAACUCGUUCGUCAAGUCAAUGACUCGCCGGAGACCACGUGGAAAGCCAAAUUCAAUAAGUUUGGUGUCAAAAAUCGAUCUUACGGAUUCAAAUAUACGAGAAAUCAGACGGCGGUCGAGGAAUACGUGGAACAAAUUCGAAAAUUUUUCGAGUCUGAUGCGAUGAAGCGGCAUUUGGAUGAACUUGAGAACUUUAACAGCUCCGAUGUUCCGAAAAACUUCGACGCUCGUCAGAAAUGGCCGAAUUGCCCGUCAAUCUCGAAUGUUCCAAAUCAGGGAGGAUGCGGGAGUUGCUUCGCGGUCGCCGCCGCCGGUGUCGCCUCCGACCGUGCCUGUAUUCACUCGAAUGGAACUUUUAAGUCACUUUUGUCCGAGGAGGAUAUUAUUGGAUGCUGCUCGGUGUGCGGAAAUUGUUACGGCGGAGAUCCACUGAAGGCCUUGACCUAUUGGGUUAAUCAGGGACUUGUUACAGGUGGCCGUGACGGUUGCCGUCCCUACUCGUUUGACCUGUCGUGUGGAGUCCCGUGCUCGCCGGCCACGUUCUUUGAGGCCGAGGAGAAGCGAACAUGUAUGAAGAGGUGUCAGAAUAUCUAUUACCAGCAGAAAUAUGAGGAGGAUAAACAUUUUGCAACCUUUGCCUAUUCAAUGUAUCCCCGCUCAAUGACAGUAUCCCCCGAUGGAAAGGAACGAGUAAAGGUGCCAACAAUCAUCGGUCACUUCAACGAUAAGAAAACCGAGAAGCUGAACGUGACCGAGUACCGUGACAUCAUCAAAAAAGAAAUUCUACUUUAUGGUCCCACCACGAUGGCGUUCCCAGUUCCCGAAGAAUUCCUUCAUUAUUCGAGCGGAGUGUUCCGCCCGUAUCCAACUGAUGGUUUCGACGAUCGAAUUGUGUAUUGGCACGUGGUUCGAUUGAUCGGAUGGGGAGAAUCAGAUGAUGGAACACAUUAUUGGUUGGCUGUUAAUAGUUUUGGUAACCAUUGGGGUGAUAAUGGACUCUUCAAAAUCAACACAGAUGACAUGGAAAAAUAUGGUCUAGAGUAUGAAACAGCAGUCGUCUAAUUAUAAUUCGGCAAAAAUUUUUUGUAAAUAGUUAAAUAUUGUCCACCUAUUUCAUCCCCACCCGAUUGCAUCUCAACUUGUCCCAUUUCCGAGAAAAAUCAAUUAUUUAUUUUUAUUCGGCCAUCAUUUAUUAGCUCCCUCAUUCCAUAGUUUUUUUUUAAUUAGAUUUUUUUUGGAUGCUAAAAUUUGCCAUUCUCAUAGACAUUUUCAAUAUUUGUGUAAAAUAAAUCA
Caenorhabditis elegans is the source of this 1639-nucleotide messenger RNA. It is a transcript of the gene Y65B4A.2, whose product is annotated as Peptidase C1A papain C-terminal domain-containing protein. The transcript is spliced from 7 exons. Gene Ontology annotation, biological process: proteolysis. Bases 62 to 1408 code for a protein of 448 amino acids. Gene Ontology annotation, molecular function: cysteine-type peptidase activity. The record is from RefSeq and is marked reviewed. NCBI's taxonomy places the organism in Eukaryota, Metazoa, Nematoda, Chromadorea, Rhabditida, Rhabditidae.